Apaloderma vittatum (bar-tailed trogon) is the source of this 2019-nucleotide messenger RNA. It is a transcript of the gene ZFAND4, whose product is annotated as zinc finger, AN1-type domain 4. The record is from RefSeq and is a predicted model, not a curated record. Gene Ontology annotation, molecular function: protein binding. The transcript is spliced from 8 exons. NCBI's taxonomy places the organism in Eukaryota, Metazoa, Chordata, Aves, Trogoniformes, Trogonidae. Bases 1 to 2019 code for a protein of 672 amino acids.
AUGGCCAGCAAGAAAGAGCCACCUUUUUUCAAUGAAGAUAAUAUGGGACCAUUUCACUACAAGCUUCCUUUUUAUGAAACUAUGGAGCUCUUCAUUGAAACGCUGACAGGAACAUGCUUUGAACUGCGAGUUUCCCCCUUUGAAACAGUUAUUUCUGUGAAAGCUAAAAUUCAAAGACUGGAAGGUAUUCCUGUCUCACAGCAGCACUUAAUUUGGAAUAAUACGGAAUUGAAGGAUGACUAUUGUUUGAAUGAUUAUAACAUUUCAGAAGGCUGCACUCUGAAGUUAGUUCUGGCGAUGCGAGGUGGCCCUAUUAACACUAGAAGAGUUCCCGUGGAAGACCCUGUAAGGGAAAUGGCUGAGUACAUGGAUCCCACAAGAGAUGAGAUCUGGGAGAAAGGGCCAUCCAACAAACAAGUUACCUUCUUAGUAUAUCGAGAAGGAGAUCAGUUGAAUUUCUUUCGUGUGGUAGACAGGGGAGAUGGCACUUUAACACCAUUAUCAGAAUCUUUGAGUGGUGGUUCAGUUUAUAAUUUAUAUGCUGAUGAUGAAGACGAGACAGAGGCAUCACCUUCUGGUCAACAGAUUAUUGAGAACUCGAUUACUAUGAACAAAAUGAAACUGCUCAAGGCAAAGAUGGAGAACAUGAAUCUGAGUAAAAAGCCUAAGAAAACCGUCAAGGUGAAACCUCGUCCUCCAAUGGCUCCUCGACCAUCUAGUGGCUCAGUGGCUGCUGCUCGUCACCGUUUUUUAAGAGUUCUCCCACAUAUCGGACAGUCCUGCCUACCUCCUCCUGGGAAUUCAUAUCACUCGGAGUCUUCCCAAAACGCACUUUCAGCAUUGACUACUUUGGCCACUGCUGGCAGAACAAUGCCAUCCACAACUAAUGACUUUCUUAAGGAAGAUGACACUUGGCAGAGCAACUCUUGGUCUCAGUCAGUUAGUAGCAUCAGGUUACCACCGAAAAUAUCUCGUGUUGAACUAGAAAACACAAAACUACCUACAAAUAAUAUUCUGACUCCUGUUUCAUCUCUGCCUUCAAAUUCUGAAAAAGUACCUGAAAACGUGACAUCACCAAGUGAGGAGGAUGCUGUUUUGUUUCCAAGUCUAACAAAUGUAGAACUGUUUGGAGCAGAAGAAAAACUUCUACCUGAUGCAGAUGCUUUUGCUUUGUUAACAGAAACAAGCACCGCUGAGCAGAGCAAUGAGAUAUAUGACAUAGGAAAGGUGAACCCAGAACCUGAACUGUCUGAUGGAGAUGAGGAAUCUAAGGUUUUAGAGCAGCAUAGAAAACCCCUUAGCAAAGUGCUGAGCACUGCAGGAAUGGGGGCUGGUCUUCUCAGUACUCGUGAAUUAAGUCCUCAGAAAAAUCUGCUCUUGUCACCUCUUCGGUAUUCAGCGCAAGUGGCACGUCACAGCUCUCUCAAACCACAAGCACAACCCAAAUGCUUUGAGGCUGGUAACUUGAGAUCUACAGCCUCCCCAAGCAUACUUCGCUCGUUAGAGGUCCGUAGUAUAGCAGACUCCUCUUUUUCUAGGACUACUAGGCUUCGUAGUGUGAAAGUAGAGUCGCUUGGCAAAAGACCUGAUGUAAUUUCUAAAGCAGAAGCUGGAGACAUCACAGAUGUGGCUAGCAAGGCAUCCAAAGAACCUGUGAGUUCUGUAAGUAACCUAGGAUUUCUGGCUUCGCUGGCCCGAAGCACAGACAGGGAAGGUUUACAGAGUUCCUGUGCGACAGGCAGGUUUCGGACUUCUGGUAUUGUACUACCUACAAACCUGCAGUAUUUCCAGGAAGAAAGCUUUAGGAAAACUGCUCCUCCAAAUGAAGCUGCUGAAUAUAUUCUAUCUGCACAUGUGCUUGGAAUGAAUGUAAGUAUUGCAGCCGUAGGGAAAAGAGUAGGUGAAGCAACCCAUCUUCCACCUCUGAAUGGCUCAAUUCAAGCAAAAAAGAAAAUUACAAAGCAUUGCUUUCUUUGUGGCAAGAAAACUGGAUUGGCAACUAGCUAUGAGUGCAGGUAG